AAAGCUGCAGAGAGAGAGAGAGAGAGAAGGGGAGAGAGAGAGGGGGAGGCUGCAUGUGAGGGGAGAAUCAUUGAGCUCCCGAUCUUCACUGAGGACGAACAACUUACCGACACUCUGGAAACCUGGGAACCAACCGGACGCUCGUCCGUCUGCUGAGGACAUUUCCCCCUCAUCCUCCUCCUCCUCGUCUUCCUUCUUCUUCUCCUCCAUGAAUUAAUCUGUCCACCGUCAGGAAAGUUAGAUGGCAAAAAGAGAUGUGGAAUUAUCCUGAGAGGAAAAUAUUAAGCUUCUAAAGAAAAGGAAGGAAUAACGGAGCCGGAUCUGUGGAGGAUUCCAAGAGUGACUGACAUUUUCCACCGACGAGGCAGGAGGAGGAAAAACUGAAGGGAUGUGAGAAAAGAUCUCUGCAGGGCUGAGCACAGAGGAAUGUUUCUAUUAAGAGUCAGAACUUUCUCACCGAGUGUGUGUAUGUGUGUGUGUGUGUGUGUGUGUUGGGGGGGGAUUUGAAGAGAAGGGAAAGUUAGGAUAACACAGCACACACACACGUCAGAUAUCAUCAUGUUCAUCAUCCAUCUCUGUCGGCUGCAGACUCACAGGUGCAGGGAUGAGUUGAGACAAGGCGACAAGGACACUCAAGGAUUUUCACACAUUCAUGAGGACACACACACACACACACACACACACGUGUGCAGGUAUGUAGUUCAGGGUAAUCCCACCCGCACGCGCGAUGCCUCCCAACUCGGGAAAUGUUACAUCACCGAUAUCUGCGUCGAAACAGAUCAAAGUUUUGCUGCGAUGAAAAGGAAAAAAACCUCUUUGGCCGUUCGCUUUGUGGAAAUCAAAGACGGUGGUUCGUCUCUUUGAAGAGACGUGUGUGGACGUGAGGUGCUGCGGUACUCGGAUUUGUAACAUCCCGGACUUCAGAAGGAUCUAAUAUUUUUAACAUGAGUGCAGCUUCGACGGACCUCAACUGUCAUCGCUCCGACUUCAAAUGGAAUCUAUAAUCAGAAGACGAGAAGAUUUGUUUUUCUUUUAUAUGACUGAAGACAUUUGGUUUGGCCCAACUGGAAGACUGCACACACAAACUGAGGAUAUUAAUUGAUGUGUAUUCAUUAUCCGAGACUCAACAGCUGACUCCAGGAGUCUAUUUUUGUUUCCCCGUGCGGAGGUGAUCAUCCUCUUGUUCCUCCGACAGACAAAUUCGAGGAUCGAGAGUUUCCUCUGAGACUCUGGAUUUAAUAAGUAAUGGAACAUAUUGAAUUACUAUUCAUCACUGACGUGUUGGGUGGUCUUAUAUUAUCAGAGUUCACCCGGGGAGAGAAGAAGCAAAGCGUAAAGAAUGAAUGAAGACAUGACUUUCCUCCUUCUUACUCCACUCUGGUCCAUCACCCAUGCUGCCGUCCUGAGGCGAUUCUGUCUCCUGUGGCUGUGACGGCGUUACCAAGCUUGACACCAUGAACCUUCGUGGUGGCAACGUGUCACAGUUGAUCUCCGAAGCCGUCAGAGCCGUGACCAGCCUGGAGUCCAACCCCUGGCCUGCACGUGGAUUCCAGGAAAACGCCCUGCGAAUCAAGAACGCAACAAACUCGGGGUGUCGCGGAAGCGACGUGGUCUAUAACGGCGUUGACGCUCAGUUGGGGAACUGGUCUUACCACGACGCAGGAGGAGCCCGUGGCGAGGAGUGGGGCAGGAUCCACGGCUCGCAGUGUCCACCCCAAGAGAUGGUGGUGGAGAAGAACUGGGCGGCGCUGCUGAUUCUGGUCGUCAUCGCCGUCACGGUCAUGGGCAACAUCCUGGUCAUCCUGGCGGUUUCCCUGGAGAAGAAGCUGCAGAACGCCACAAACUACUUCCUGAUGUCACUGGCCGUUGCCGACAUGCUCCUCGGCAUCUUGGUCAUGCCGGUGUCCAUGGUGACCAUUCUCUACGAUUAUGGGUGGCCCUUCCCGUCUGACCUCUGUCCCAUCUGGAUAUACCUGGACGUCCUGUUCUCCACGGCGUCCAUCAUGCACCUCUGCGCCAUCUCCCUGGACCGAUACAUCGGCAUACGAAACCCGAUCCACCACAGCCGCUUCAACUCCCACACCAAGGCCCGCAUCAAGAUCAUGGCGGUGUGGACGAUUUCAGUGGGGAUCUCCAUGCCGAUUCCCGUGCUGGGACUCCGGGACCACUCCAAGGUCUUCAAGGACGGCAGCUGCCUGCUGACAGAUAACAACUUUGUGCUGGUCGGCUCCUUCGUGGCGUUCUUCGUGCCCCUCACCAUCAUGGUCGUCACCUAUUUCCUGACCAUCAGCGCCCUGCAGAACGAGGCCACCCUCUGCCUGGACCAGCUGGUCCCGCGGCCCAAGUGGAGCGCCACGUUCACCCUGAGCUUUUUGCCGCAAACGUCGCUGUCCUCCGAGAAACUCUUCAGGCGCUCGCUGAGUCGCGAGGCCGGCGGCAGGGGGAGCGGCGGCGGCAUGGCCGGCGCCCGCGGCAGCAUCUCGGGCUCGCUGUUCGGCCGGCGCACCAUGCAGUCGAUCAGCAACGAGCAGAAGGCCUCCAAGGUCCUCGGGGUGGUGUUUUUCCUCUUCGUGGUCAUGUGGUGUCCAUUCUUCAUCACCAACGUGCUGGUGGUGGUGUGCGACCCGGCGGUGUGCGACGCAGGACUCAUGGGCGGUCUGCUGAACGUUUUCGUCUGGGUCGGGUACUUGUCCUCCGCGGUCAAUCCGCUGGUUUACACGCUGUUCAACAAGACGUACCGCGCGGCGUUCCAGCGCUACGUCCGCUGCCAGUACCAACCGCAGAGGAAGCCUCUGCAGCUCAUACUGGUGAACACCAUCCCGCCGCUGGCGUACAACUCCACCCAACUGCCCCUGGGCAACCUGGGGAAGUUCUGCAACGGAGCUGCGCACUCGUACGGGGAGGCAAAGGGAUUCUCUUUACCCGGGCGGGAAACAGAGACGUGCAGGUCGGACACAAGCCAUGGAGACAAAGAUGAAAGUUGUGUGUGACAGUAAAAUAAAACCCUCCCUGAGGAGUUGGUCCUGAGUGAAUCAUGGAUCGGAUAAAUCUUCAUCUGAGGUCACUUCAUCCUCGGGAGCAAAGGUUUUGAACUUAAAGUGCCAAAGUCGCAGUCAGGAUUGUAGAAAUACAGAGAUUAUAAUGAAUUUAAAUUAGGAAUAGAGUAUAAAGCUUCUCCUUCAGAGCCACUCGAGGAGUUUUUGUCCCCAGUUAACCCCAAUCAGCGUCUGAUCCUCGUAAUACGGGUCUGGAUCAAUCGAAUAAACAGAAUGACAUUCUGAUAACCAUCUAUACCCAGAGUCACUUCAAUCAGAGCUCGUUUCAUGUCCUGGGUUUCGGUCUCAGUGCUUUGUCAAACCCCUUCUGCUCAAAAUCAAAUUAGUCCUGGAAGGUUUUUUAAAGAAGUGGAAGCGAUCACCAUCUUCCAGUCUGAUCAUCAAGCGAACAGAGAGUCAACAGAGGCAAAUCGCCGCUGCCAUUCAUAACAAACUCUUCAGACGAAAGUCUUCACAUCAUCUUAAUUCUCCCCGGAUGCUCGGCUGCAGUGACCUCAGACUCCCUGGUUUCACUCAGGUUCAUCUCAACUUUGGGCGGAUCUGCGGCGAUGAGACUGGAUUUUCUGACGAGCUUGACGCACCGGGACUCGAAAAAGACUCCUACUUUAUUCUGUUGGGAAUAACGACAUUGUCUGACAGCAGGCGGAGAGGAAGUAACGUCUUCUCACAGAGAGACAAACGGUAAAUAAAAUCUAUAUUUGUAUUUUGUGCAGACAUGUGAAUAAAUGUAUGCGACGGUCAUCGUUCCUGGUGCACAGAGAAGAUUGUGAAAUGGGAUUUUAAGUGCAAAUCGUGUUUGUUGUGAAACGUUUGUUGUGUUCUUGCACAUUCGCACAUGUUUUCAAAAAGAACUGUUCUGAAUAUAUCGAGGUUGUUCUCUUUACUCGCUGUAACAAGUGGUCUGGUAGUUGGUUGCCACGUGUUCAAGUAUUCAGUAGACUCACUGUUAGACUAAAGAGAGAAUCAUCUGGGUGGAAGGACGAGGGCUCUGUUGAUGCUCGAAGGUUUGUGUCGCGGAUGAAUCACCAAGACGCGUGUCAGACAUGAGACUUGGUCCAAACGGCCGGGCGACGCUGCGACAGGCGGACAGCGCGUCGAGGUACGAGGUCCCAAUGCACACAGCAAAAUCAAAAUCAUUUGUCAUGACACUGACGAUAUGUCAAGCACAGUUAAACAGAUUUUUUUUUUUGGAAGUCUCUGAGAAAAGUUUUACUAUUACGACCAAAGUAAAAAAAAAAGGUUCUACACAGAAAAGACGUCCAACAUAACCAAAA
This is a messenger RNA of Scophthalmus maximus (turbot), 4330 nucleotides long. RefSeq names its product 5-hydroxytryptamine (serotonin) receptor 2A, genome duplicate a (gene htr2aa). The transcript has 3 exons. Gene Ontology annotation, cellular component: dendrite; plasma membrane. NCBI's taxonomy places the organism in Eukaryota, Metazoa, Chordata, Actinopteri, Pleuronectiformes, Scophthalmidae. Gene Ontology annotation, biological process: chemical synaptic transmission; G protein-coupled receptor signaling pathway, coupled to cyclic nucleotide second messenger. The record is from RefSeq and is a predicted model, not a curated record. Gene Ontology annotation, molecular function: G protein-coupled serotonin receptor activity; neurotransmitter receptor activity. Bases 1455 to 2990 code for a protein of 511 amino acids.